CCUAUUUAUACCACUCUCUCUCCCCUCUAAAGUUUCGACACUUUUCUCCAUUCUUACUUUCCUUCAUCAAACUCCCAUCAUUUCACAGUCCAAUAAUAGCAACAAAAAAACUGAAAAAAUCUCAAAAUGCAGAAACUUACUCUUUUCUCUCUAAUACUACUACUCUUCUUCUUCACAACUAAAGUACAUGCAGUACAAAGAGGAAGAAUGGUAGGAACAAAGAAAGAAAUAACAGAUGUUAACACAAACAAAGAAGUACAAGAAUUAGGCAAGUUUUCAGUGGAGGAAUACAACAGAGAAAUCUUAAACAUGCAGCAAAGCCCACUUCGUAGUGUUGGGCUUGGUGAUACUAACGGCCCGUUAAAUUUUGUUAAAGUAGUUGAGGCCCAAAAACAGGUAGUUGCUGGGCUUAAAUACUAUCUUAAGGUUGAAGCCAUGCAAGAUGGGGUUAGUAGGAUUUUUGAUGCAGUGGUGGUUGUUAAACCUUGGGUUCAUGAGUCCAAGAAAUUACUCAACUUUGGCCCAUCUUCGAGAUUGAGUUUACCAGAAGCACCAAGUGAACAGAUGUAGAAAUUCUUGCUUACGUGUUUUUGUUGUUUUAAUCUAAUGUUAAUUAAUGUAGAAGGGAACUUGGUGGUGUUAAUUGUACCUACACAAUAAAUAAAUACUUCCUCCGUUUCUAAAUAA
Molecule: messenger RNA, 687 nt
Organism: Beta vulgaris subsp. vulgaris (sugar beet)
Lineage: Eukaryota; Viridiplantae; Streptophyta; Magnoliopsida; Caryophyllales; Amaranthaceae
Product: cysteine proteinase inhibitor 2
Exons: 1
Coding region: 127-570 (147 amino acids)
Molecular function (GO): cysteine-type endopeptidase inhibitor activity
Source: RefSeq, a predicted model, not a curated record